Messenger RNA from Drosophila kikkawai, 1311 nucleotides. RefSeq names its product glycerol-3-phosphate phosphatase. NCBI's taxonomy places the organism in Eukaryota, Metazoa, Arthropoda, Insecta, Diptera, Drosophilidae. The record is from RefSeq and is a predicted model, not a curated record. Gene Ontology annotation, molecular function: phosphatase activity.
GACAGACGCAACAGUAACAGUGCCCUAACAGGCGCCAACAGCUGCUGUAUUUCUCAGGGAGUUCCUCAAUCGAAGAACCUUUAUUCAUAAAUUAAAAGUGAUGUGUAAAAGAUAGCUGGUACACUGCGCAUCAAUUAAUGGUAUCUCGGUUCGGUUCACGGAAAGCAGCCAUGACCAUCUACAAGCAGACGUGCACGAAUCUCCUGGAAUUGUCCUCGGCCAAGGUGACCGAGUGGAUAGCAGGCUUUGAUUCUGUUAUAACAGACUGCGAUGGCGUCCUUUGGAUUUAUGGCCAGGGCCUGGAAGGCUCUGCCGACGUGAUGAACCAGUUCAAGGCCAUGGGCAAGUCCAUCUACUUCUGCACCAACAACUCGACAAAGACCCGAUCAGAGCUCCUGAAAAAGGGUAUCGAAUUGGGUUUCAACAUCACCGAGAGCGGCAUCAUAUCCACCGCCCAUGCCACGGCCUCUUAUCUGAAGCGUCGCAACUUCAGAAAGCGUGUGUUUGUGAUAGGAAGCGAAGGCAUUACCAAGGAACUGGACGCCGUUGGUAUUUCCCAUACCAAAACCGGACCCGAGGUCAUGAUGGGAUCGCUGGCCGAAUUUAUGGCACAGCAUUUAAAGAUGGACACGGACAUUGGCGCCGUGGUCGUGGGCUUUGAUGAGCACUUUAGCUUUCCCAAAAUGAUGAAGGCCGCCUCGUACCUGAACGAUCCCGAGUGCCUGUUCGUGGCCACCAAUACGGAUGAGCGUUUCCCCAUGCCCAACAUGAUAGUGCCCGGCAGCGGUAGCUUCGUCCGGGCUAUCCAGACUUGUGCAGAGCGGGAUCCCUUUGUGAUUGGCAAGCCAAAUCCGGCCAUUUGUGAGUCGUUGAUCAAGGAGAAGAAGAUCAAUCCGGCCAGGACCUUAAUGAUUGGCGACCGGGCCAACACGGACAUCCUGCUGGGCUAUAAUUGCGGCUUUCAGACCCUUCUCGUUGGGUCUGGUAUCCAUCAGCUGAAGGAUGUGGAGCAGUGGAAGCUGAGUAAAAAUCAGGAGGAUAAAAAACUCAUACCUGACGUGUACCUGCCCAAGUUGGGGGACCUGUUGCCCGCUAUUGUUAAUAGUCUGACGGGCGAAAAAUAGGUGGAUUUAUUGUUCGUGUAAGAGGAGGCUGUACGUUAGUUAUGUUUAUGCUCAGCAAUGGACAGGAAACAGAUUCAGCCAUUUUUUUAAAUACCUAAGCAAAUUUAUAGUACAAUUUAUUCGGCAGAAUACACAAAACAUAUUUAAAUCUAAAUAAAUACACCAGCAUUUUGUAGCAGUUCGCCAA